AUGGCCGGUUUGGGUAGUCCUGAUGCGCUCUCCGUUCAGCAAGAGGACCUGCUGGUGGCUAGAGUUGGACCGCACUUCGUUGGGCUAUUUUACAAUGCUCUUGAAAACCAGCGAGGCCUGAUGAGAAACUUUUUUGCUGACACCGCGAAGCUGGUGUGGAAUGGCAACACAUGCUACACCAAGGAAGAUAUCGGCAAGUUCUAUGAUUCACUACCGGCUUGCCGUAUAGACGUAAUAUGUGCCGACGGAGAAGCCUUUUUGCAUCAAGGCCAGAGAGCUUUAGGCCUCGUUGUUGGUGGCCUAAUAAAGUUUUUAGACGAUGGCUGGGUGCAGUUCAAGGAAGUCUUUGUACUGACGGGUGAAAACAAUGGUUGGAAGGUGGCUGAGGACACGUUUUGUCUUCAAGGCCCCGUACCGCAGCGUGACUGA
This is a messenger RNA of Rhipicephalus microplus (southern cattle tick), 429 nucleotides long. RefSeq names its product NTF2-related export protein. The record is from RefSeq and is a predicted model, not a curated record. Gene Ontology annotation, biological process: nucleocytoplasmic transport. Lineage: Eukaryota; Metazoa; Arthropoda; Arachnida; Ixodida; Ixodidae.